Molecule: messenger RNA, 4509 nt
Organism: Pangasianodon hypophthalmus (striped catfish)
Lineage: Eukaryota; Metazoa; Chordata; Actinopteri; Siluriformes; Pangasiidae
Product: SUZ domain-containing protein 1
Exons: 4
Coding region: 108-548 (146 amino acids)
Source: RefSeq, a predicted model, not a curated record
CUUCUGUCAUUACACUUGACCAAAAAAUAAAAGUAUGCGAAAGAGUGGUGCAGGACUCUUCUUGAUUUGUUAGCUUGUGUGGCUAAAUAGCUAUUAGCUAACUAAUCAUGGAGGAUGAAGACGUGUCCGAUAACUGGGAAGAAGCUGCGGAUAGCGGAGAAAUCGAGAGGCGCCUCGAAGCGAAGCUGAAAAUCAGUCAGAAAUCCGAAAGCGUCCCUGUGAAGACGGGCGUGGUGAUUCAGGACGAGUCCUUGCCGGCGGCUCCGCCUCCUCAGAUCCGUAUCCUGAAGCGCCCUCCCAGUAACGGCGUCCUAAACGCACAAGGUACGAGCGCUCGACCCGCGCAGCAGCCCAAAUCUCUGAAACAGAGAGAGGCCGAGUACGCCGAGGCCAGGAGGAGGAUUCUGGGAAGCGCCAGUGCUGAAGAACCUGCGCGGGAGAGAGAAGACUCGGACAGAUCGGCGUCAGAUUCUCUCCAGUCGAACAGUAACGUUAUUCGGCAGCCCCGGGGGCCGGACGGCACGGCAGGGUUCCGCCUCAGCAGAUAGAGAGACAGCGAGCACUGAGGAACAUAAAGGAAAAAAAAACGAGAAUCGCUUCGGUCAAGAUCUUUCGUCCGUCUCCUCUUUUCUGUCCGAGCGAGGGAGGGCGUAAUGACGGCGUGAUCGCUGUGUCGGUGUUUCGCCGUGAGUCUCUCAGUAACGCUCGCCGGGGUGCAGUCAGGAAUCACUGCAGGGGUCCGAUACGGUUCAAAAGCGCUCUUGUCGACUUCCCCUAACGACUCGGACGUGCGUGAACGCUGCCGCCGAGCGUCCUCCUUUCAACCCUCUACAGAGUCGUAUCGGCUCGCUAACUCGCCGGUUGACUAGCGUGCUAAAUACCUAGCGUGCAGUUCCCAGCGCUGACGUGCACCAUAGACCAUGGAGCUAAUCGAAAAUUAUAUUUUUUUAAACGUGCAGUAAUUUGUUUAUCAUUUUACAUCACAGUUUUCACCCUUUUCAAAAAAAAAAAAAAAAAAAAAAAGGCCGCAAUGCCUUCUGGGAAGUUUCAGCUCAAAAGGGUCGUCCAGCGAAGUUCAGCUGAUGAACUGAUGAAGGAACUAAUCGAGGGGAGGUGGACAAGGGCGCGUGGGGGGAAACAAACUCUUCUGAGCCCCCAUUUCAGAGAACAUCAGACGUUUCCAGAAGAAAAGCGUCACACUGACAGCAGAGAGACUUUAAACUUUAUAGAGGCUUUAAAGUUUGUCCAAAGAUGAAAUGUCCACAAAACUUUAGGCCAGAACUGCGUGAGGAAGAAAGAUGGAAGUUUGAUUGUUUAUACAGUUCUGUGCAAAAGUCUUAGGCACAUGUAAAGAAAUGCUGUAGAGUAAAGACGCCUUCAAAAAUAAUGAAAUUAAAUGUUUCUACAUUAAAAAAUCCUAUAAAGAGCAGUAAACAGUAAUAAAUGAAACAAAGUCAGUAUUUAAUGUGACGAUCCUUCACUUUAAAUAAAUAAAGCAGUAUCUGAGGUGCAGUGUGUGCAGUUUUAUAAGGAAAUGAGCUGGAAGUGUUACUGAGCAUCUUGCAGAAGCAGCCACAGUUCUUCUGGAGACUUUGACUGUCGACUCGCUUCUUAUUUCUGCAGCGAAACCCAGCAGCCUUCAUUAUGUUUUUAUCUGAAAAGUGUCUCUUAUGGAAUCUGCUGCUUUCUUUACUGACAUACAAACAUUUUUCUGGAACAUUUCAUUUUGUGCCGGAAAACUAAUGUUUGGAAUCUAAAAUGUUUUUGUACUGAAUCAAUAAUGUAGAAGUCAGAAAAUAAACAUCUAUAACAAAGUUUGUACUAAAAAAAAAAAAAAAAAAAAUUAGCGGGCCAAGACUUUUGCACAGUACUGUAGCUCUGUGGGAUGAUUCUCAAACACAUACACACACACACACACACACACACACACACAGGUUUAGCUAGCUGCUUCCAUUACUCGUUAGCUACGUUACUCUGUGAAGAAAGCAGAGCUGAAGAGAGAAACUUGAUCGGCUCAGUCAGAGGAAUCGUGACGUUGUGGACGUUUCAUUUUUGCCUGAAAGAUCAGUUUAAUUUAAUUUCUGAUGAAAUCACACACAGUAAAACUCAAACCCAGCAAUAACAUAAACCACUGUCAGCUCACUCUGUGCCUGGUUUGCUUUCUGUGUGUGUUUUAUUUAUUUUUGAUGAUGUGUGUGUGUGUGUGAUGUUCAGUGCUUGUUGUUUGUUGAUGGAUUUAUUACAGUCUGUAAAAGGCGAAGUUCAGACGGAGCUGAGGGAAGUGCAGAUGUUCCUGAGGGGUUUGUGUCGAUUGAGGUGUUUUUUUUUUUUUCUUGAUAUAAUGACGUAUUUUUCUCGUGGUUCAUCUGUCUAUCUCUCUAUCUUUCUAUCUGUCUGUCUAUCUGUCUAUCACACAUAUACACACACACUGUCUAUCUAUCUAAAUAUCUUUCAAUUACACAUACACACAUGCACAAUCUAUUUACUUAAUCUGUCUGUCUCUCUAUCUCUCUCUCUAUCUAUCUAUCUCACACACACUAUCUACUGAAUCUGUCUAUCCAUCUGUCUGUCUAUCUAUCUAUCUCAAUCACACUCUAUCUAUCUGUUUCAAUCACACAUACACACACUAUCUAUCUAUCUGUCUAUCUAUCACACAAAAAUGCUUGUUUUUUUUUUUUUUAUCAGUUUCUCCUGGAUUAGUUAAAUGAGUGAGUUCUGUGAGAGCGGUUACAAGCUACAAUCUCACAGAAAGACGCCUGCUGCCGAAAAGCUCUAUAACGUGUGUGUGUGUGUGUGUGUGUGUGUGUGUGUGUGUAGAGCUAUUGUUGAGGGUUUUUUCUUUCUCUUGCGAGUGUUAAUGGUUUAUUCCGACACUAAAUCAGAUCUACAGCAGGUCUGGGAUUUCAGUCGGAGCUCCUCAGCAGCUCAUUAACUGUAAAAUAAAUUCCAGUGCAAUUCCUCAGAACAGAUUUAUUUUGUAAACAUAAUCAAUCAGAUAAUCAGACUCGUUAUUUAAACACACAGAUUCAUAGUUCAUUCCUGAACUUUCUACAGACAGAUCUUGGUUUUUCCAACUCGAUAUGAUCCAUAGGACUUGGACUUGACGUACGAUUUCAUUUCCAACACUAUGACUAAACUAAACUAAACAAUCCUGAACUCUGUGCUGGUUUACGGACCACACGCCCUUUUAAUGUGAGAAAGUCCACUUUAUUUAUUUCAUUCCCUAUUUUAGCGACUCGGUGAUGAAAAUCUUCAGGAUCCAUCGGUACGGUCACACUGAAUGUCACCUUAACUUCAUCUAUCACUCGAGUUCAGUUUGAUGUCUCUUUACGGUGUGUGUGUGUGUGUGUGUGUGUGUGUUAUUUACCCAAUGCCUAAGACUCAUCUCUGAGCCCAGAUUAAUCCUUUGCUUUCAGUCUAAAGCUUCACUUCCUUCAGUAGAGGCAGCUAUUAAUCAUCACACAGGAAGUCGAAGCUGCAAAAAACCCCACAAGCCUCUUUCACUUCCCUUUAACUGACCUGAAACUCAUAACAAAACCCACACACAUUGUGUAUUAAGUAUUUUUUCCCCACUCAGUGAUAAAGACUCUGUUAUUUUUCUCCAGUCGUCUUACAGGUUUUUGUUUUCAGAGCUCUGAGGCAUUCACACACGCUGUAUCCACAUCUAACACUCCUGAUCCGGAUUCAGACCAGCUCUCUGGCCAAAAGCGAAACGUACACAAUCACACACAUGAACAAACCAGAACAUAACGUAUUUCUUCUUUUUCUUCUUCUUCUCCUUAAGAUGCAAUCUGAUCCCAGUCCUUGUGCUCCCUAAAAUGUUCUGAUUCCCUGAAGGCUUUUGGUUUUCGUGGUCAUUUCCCUCAUGUCCACUCGUAGUAAACAAAAACAUGACUGGACUUUAAACCGUUGAUGUUUCUCCAUACUCAGUAAAGGAAGCUCCUCAGAGGAGUGUAGGUGUUCAAGACAAAGUUCAAGACUCCUAAAUACGAGUGCGAGUGGUGAUUCCUGCAUCACUACACCCACAGAACAUUUCUAAAUAUAAAAUCUCUUCAGCACACAAAGACUGAAUCUGGAACCCUUACAGGUUCUCCGGUUAUGACGCUGCAGGAACUGGUCAAGAUUUGAUGUAGAACCCUAUGAUGGAGAUCAGAAAGAGUUCCAGAGAACCUGUUUUAAUAAGCUGAGAACCGUGUUUGAUGUUUGAUCCCGUUGUGUCAGGAGUUUUCUCCUGAUUCCCAUCUCUAACGCGAUGGAAGACGAUGAGCGAGGAUUCACAGACAAUAACGAAGUCCUUCAUGAGGAUCUGCGCUUCAGUGGAAGUGUUUAUUUCCCACAAUUCUUUGCCUUAUGUACUGUGUGUUGUCUGAUGUCAUCUUUACUGUUAUAACACGUUUGAGAUGGAGAUACGCCGUGACGUGACGUGACGUUCCUCUCUGAUUCCUCACUGCGCUUAUGUUCCCCAUCUCCAUCAUCUGUCUGCUCACAAAUAAACUUUAUUCUGGAGUA